GAGUUUGAUGUCACUAAAUCAUAAUUAACUUCUUUCCAAAAUUGAUUUAAAAAAUUUAUUAUUUGCAAAAGCCGGAAUCCGCCAACCAAAGGCUGAGAGCGAGAGAGGGAGAGCUCAAUCUAGGUGUCGGCGCACUAAAGUGCAGGCGAGCGAGCAACCACAGAAAAUCCGGGAGAGGGAGAUGACAUACUGAUCAAUCUCUUUGUUCUUGUCAUGCGCCGCCGUACGCCUGAACCACUGUAGAUACCGGACGCUCCUACGGCACCGCGGCCACAAUGAACCUCUACACUCACGAUCUCUCUCUCUUCGACUUCUCCCUCUCCGAUCACAUCAUCGACUCCCUAUCUCGCUCCUCUUCCUUCUCUCCUUUUCCAUCCGAGCCCCCCGAUCGCUCUCUGUUGCCAAAUCGUCGCCCUCCCAAGCACCGCCAUGACGGGACCUCGCCGUUGCCUCUCGGCAUGGACUGGAGCCCCCCUCCUCGUCAGUGGGAUGGACAGGACUCUGUUUGGCCACAUGAUCCUCAUACAGGAUGGAGUUAUUGUGUUGUAAUUCCUUCUUGGAUUAUCUUACCAAAAUCAAGUGGUUCAGAUUCUGUAGUGUUUUACAGGGUACAAAUUGGUAUACAGUCACCAGAGGGGAUCACCACCACUCGGACCAUAUUACGAAGAUUUAAUGAUUUCUUGAAGCUAUUUUCUGAACUCAAAGAGGCAUUUCCCCAGAAAAAUCUGCCCUCAGCACCAUCAAAGAAGCUUUUAAGAGUUAAAACAUCAACAUUGUUGGAAGAGAGGAGGAGUUCUUUGGAAGACUGGAUGGAAAAACUGCUGUCUGACAUUGAUUUAUCGAGAAGUGCUCCAGUGGCAAUCUUUCUUGAGCUAGAAGCUGCUGCAAGGUCUUCAUUUGAUGAUAUUCACCGCAAUUCAGAUGUGACUUCUUCUGCUAGUGGUGUGGUUCCAUCCUUUCAAUUCCAACCCAAGUCUGAUGUUUCUGUGGUUGCUGGUAGUUCUUCUAUUGCUUCAGAUUAUGGUUAUGAUUCUACAUAUGAAAAAUCUGAUGUUGGAACGCCAAGGCAUGCAAGGGAUAACUUUUCAGAACUGGGAAUGGACAAUUUGACAGCAGAUCAAAACUUAAGUGCUGCAAUAGACACAAAUCUUAAGUUUGGCAUGUAUAACAAUGAUAAUGGUUUGCUAAUAGGAGACUCUGUUACGGAAAAAAUAGGAAGGUUAUCUAGGCAUAAACUGCAGAUCAGAAAAGAGAACAAUGUUAUUGGAAACAAUAAAGUUAGUGAAAGUACUUCUAAAGCUGUGGUUCAACUUGGGGAUGAAAUGGAACCUUUUUCUGAAGUAAAGAAUAGCAAGGUGGCUGAUCAUGUUCGAAGACUAUCAGCAGAGAGUGUUGUGAGUGACAUAAGUUCUGUUAGAGCUAGUGAAAUUUCAAACCUGGGGAUGGUAAAUUCUUUUGGUGAUGGAUCCAUCGACUUUCCUGAAGGUUCUGAGGCCCCAAGAACAAUGGAUAGCCUUGCCAGCUCGGGUGACCCUAUAGUUGUUCUUCCGUCAGAUGAACGCCGUAAAAUGAACAGGGUUCUUAUUACCUUGCAACGUAGACUGGCUACAGCAAAAACAGAUAUGGAGGAUCUUAUAGCAAGAUUGAAUCAAGAACUUGCUGUGAGACAAUACCUUACAACUAAGGUCAAGGAUUUGGAAGUGGAACUUGAAACUACCAAACAUAAUUGUAAAGACAACUUGCAGCAAGCUAUUCUGAUUGAAAGGGAAAGAUUUACUCAAAUGCAAUGGGAUAUGGAGGAGCUUCGGAGGAAGUGUCUGGAUAUGGAAAUGAAGUUGAAAUCUGAACAGGAAGAAAGGUUGCAUACAGAGUCAGUUAAAGUAUCUGUCAUUCAGAAGAAUGAGAUGUUACUGCAUGAGCUGGAUGUUGCAAGAGAACAACUUCUGAAUUUACAGAAACAGCAUGAAGAAUUAGAGAUAAAAUCAAAGGCAGAUGUAAAGGUUCUUGUCAAAGAAGUUAAAUCUCUUCGCAGUUCUCACUCAGAAUUGAAGCAGGAGCUGGGCAGAGUGAUGAAAGAAAAAAUAGAAGUGGAGAGGGUUCUUCAAAAGGAAAAGAAAAGAAGGGAAAUUGUAGAUGCUGCUAAUGCGAAAUUGCUCCAUGAAUGUGAAAUUCUUCAAAAUCGACUAAAAGAAUGCAGUGUUAAUUUUCUUGUUGAAGAGGAGGAUAAAUUAAUUAUGGAUGCUUCAUCACCUUUUGAUGCAGUUGAUCUAUUGACAACAUCUGAUAAUCGGAUAGGUCUCCUUCUUGCUGAGGCCCAGCUCCUCGCACAAGAUGUUGAAAGUUCCAUUACAGCAGCAGACAGAAGUCAAGCUAUAGCCGGCGAUGAUGCAAGGACAACAGAUGAUCAGCUGAGAAAAAUGCUCACUGAUAUUUUUAUUGACAAUGCCACCUUGAGAAAACAGAUCAACUCUGUUAUACGUUGUGCGUUGCAUACACCUGCAAUGUCCGAGAAAGAUGACGAGGAAGAUGAAAUCCCUUUAAAAAAAACUGUUCUGAGCAAGUUCUUGGAACACUGACGUGAUAGUGGUGCAAAAUUGUAUCUGUUUCUAAGAUUAUGGCGAGGAAACUUCCAUGAUCCCAGGAUGUGCAGCUGUUGGCAUCUUGGUUUUCGGGUUCUGUAUAUAGAUCACUGCUUGUACAGCAUCGUUGUAUAAUAUGCUCCACUGUUAUGGAUAAUUGAUAUGAGGAUGGGGAAAACUACUAACGGAGCCAAAUGCCUAAUAGUCGAUUCAAAUCGACUUUUCCUU
Molecule: messenger RNA, 2807 nt
Organism: Malania oleifera
Lineage: Eukaryota; Viridiplantae; Streptophyta; Magnoliopsida; Santalales; Ximeniaceae
Product: PX domain-containing protein EREX
Biological process (GO): protein transport
Molecular function (GO): phosphatidylinositol binding
Source: RefSeq, a predicted model, not a curated record